AUGCAAGGAAGGGAGUAUAAGAAUAAGAGAGGCGAGAAGGCGGAAAAAGGGGAAAAGGCAGGGACGGGGGAUAAGAAGGCGAAGACGUUGAAGGCGGCGGAGAAGGGGGAGAAGGUGGGGAAGGCGGCAGAGAAGGGGGAGAAGACGGGGAAGGCGGCAGAGAAUGGGGAGAAGGUGGGGAAGGCGGCAGAGAAGGGGGAGAAGGUGGGGAAGGCGGCAGAGAAGGGGGAGAAGGUGGGGAAGGCGGCAGAGAAGGGGGAGAAGGUGGGGAAGGCGGCAGAGAAGGGGGAGAAGGCGGAAGAGAAGGGGGAGAAAGUGGGGAAGGCGGCAGAGAAGGGGGAGAAGGUGGGUAAGGCGCCAGAAAAGGGGGAGAAGGUGGGGAAGGCGGCAGAGAAGGGGGAGAAGGUGGGGAAGGCGGCAGAGAAGGGAGAGAAGGUGGGGAAGGCGGCAGAGAAGGGGGAGAAGGUGGGGAAGGGGAUGAGAAGGGGGAGAAGGUGGGGAAGGCGGCAGAGAAGGGGGAGAAGGUGGGGAAGGCGGAUGAGAAAGGGGAGAAGGUUGGGGAAGGCGGCAGAGAAGGGGGAGAAGGUGGGGAAGGCGGCAGAGAAGGGGGAGAAAGUGGGGAAGGCGGCAGAGAAGGGGGAGAAGGUGGGGAAGGCGGCAGAGAAGGGGAAGAAGGUGGGUAAGGCGCCAGAAAAGGGGGAGAAGGUGGGGAAGGCGGCAGAGAAGGGGGAGAAGGUGGGGAAGGCGGCAGAGAAGGGGGAGAAGGUGGGGAAGGCGGCAGAGAAGGGGGAGAAGGUGGAGAAGGCGGCAGAGAAGGGCGGAGGAAAGCGUCCUAAACCCUGGAAUUUAGUACCCCAGAUGGGCUUUAAGCACGUGAUGGAGGUAAGCAGUGCUAUAACCGAGAGUCCUACGUCCCAGGCUCGGACCCCUUCCCCCAUGCCCCUCACACCGUUCUUCUCCCGUGCCUCCUCCCCCCUUCCCCUCACACCCAUCUUCACCCGUGCCUCCUUCCCCGUACCCGUCACACCCAUGUUGGGAGUGGCUGGGGAUCUGAUGGCCAUAAAUCCAGGCUAG
Messenger RNA from Closterium sp. Naga37s-1, 1074 nucleotides. The record is from the annotation of a GenBank genome assembly. NCBI's taxonomy places the organism in Eukaryota, Viridiplantae, Streptophyta, Zygnematophyceae, Desmidiales, Closteriaceae.